Molecule: messenger RNA, 927 nt
Organism: Solanum lycopersicum (tomato)
Lineage: Eukaryota; Viridiplantae; Streptophyta; Magnoliopsida; Solanales; Solanaceae
Source: RefSeq, a predicted model, not a curated record
GUAAAUAUAUUGUGUACAAAGAAAAAGGAGAAAAGUAGAUAACAGAAAGAUAGAAGAAAGAAGAAAACAGAAGAGAAAAAGACCAUUAGACAAAGAAAAGGUGUUUUGAUAGCUACGGAGAAAAAGAGAAAGUAUAGAGAAAAAAAGCAAAACAGGGAGAUGAAAGGGGUCUCUAAUGGGAGAUCCAUUCCCUUUCUUCUCUUCUUCCUUUCGUUUUUUCAUCAAUUCAUCACAGGCUUUUCAGACGAUUCUUUAAAUCCCAGAAAUGGAACAAAAGUUGAUAGUCAUGCUGCAUCCAGCAGUAACACUGGGUCAAUUGUACUCAUUGUAUGUGUUGCCCUUGUGGCAGUAGUGCUUCUAUCAUUUUUCCUUUUCAAGUUUUGGCAAAAGAAGAAGCGUGAAGAGCAGUAUGCUCGUCUGCUAAAGUUGUUUGAAGAAGAUGAUGAGCUUGAGCUUGAGCUGGGUCUUCGGGAUUAAAUUUGUGUCAAAUGUUAACGACCAAUGUACUGAGAUGUAAGUAGUAACUUAAACCCAGAUUCUUGAUUCAAUGAUGACAAUGAGUUGGAUUGAUUCCAGAAUAUUGACAUAAAUGAAGAGAAAUCUUCAUUUCACAAUUUGUAGAAAUAUGUAUCAGUGUUAGCAGAAACAAAACUAUCAUGCAUUCUGUUCUUUGGGUACAGCGAUCAAUGGAUAACAGAUAUUGCCAAACGUCACCCUCCCAAAUGAGGAUUGUAAUUCAUCUGUCACAAUUUCACUCUGUAAUAGUUGUUAGUAGGUGUUUGCAGCUUGUUAGAUUGCUCUAAAAAUUGAGGAAUAAUUUUAAUCAAAGCUCAAAUGAGCUAGACUGUACUUCAAGUUGUGCAAAUUUGAUUUUGUACCCUCUGAUGUAUCACUAGGCCUUAAUAUAUUUUUGUUCUUUGUGUGUUA